Molecule: messenger RNA, 624 nt
Organism: Funneliformis caledonium
Lineage: Eukaryota; Fungi; Glomeromycota; Glomeromycetes; Glomerales; Glomeraceae
Source: the annotation of a GenBank genome assembly
AUGCUCCUUAAGCAAGGAAAGACGGUCCUUGUGGAUCAUAAAGAUUUAACAUUAUACAUAAAUCCUAUUGAAAAAAUGUAUUUUAAAUUGAAUGUUGACGAAUACAAACUACUCGCACAAGAUUCAAAUACGUGGUGUAUAAUCGACGGGAGAGAACCCCAAAUCAGUCACGAUUACAAUGGCGGAAAGUAUAUAAUGGUAUCUUCUCCCCAAAAAGAAAUAAUUAAAAGUUUUGUUAAAGCACAGAAGUAUAUAAAAAUGUAUAUGCCAACAUGGGAAGAAGAUGAGAUAUUAGAAUGUUGCGACCUUCUUGAUGCAGAUAAAAACAUUGUGAUGGAAAAUAAAUGCUUAGUAAAGUUACAACUAGACCAUAAAAAGGAACUAUUCGAUUUUAUCAAUAAGGCACAGGACAUAACAAAAUUGGGAGGUUUACGUGGAACGUUGUUUGAAAUGAUCGCGCAUACGAGAAUUCGCCAAGGAGGAAAAUUUCAAGUACGUGAACUCACAAAAGAAGAAAAUUAUUUUCGACAAACAUCAAAGGUUUUCGAAACCAUAGAUAGUUAUUCUCAUUCAAAUAAGCUAUUUCAAGUCACUGGUUCUAAAAAGCAUAGUAUGGAGCAAUAA